This is a messenger RNA of Danio aesculapii, 3421 nucleotides long. RefSeq names its product solute carrier family 25 member 17 (gene slc25a17). Gene Ontology annotation, molecular function: NAD transmembrane transporter activity; FAD transmembrane transporter activity; FMN transmembrane transporter activity. The record is from RefSeq and is a predicted model, not a curated record. Bases 96 to 1049 code for a protein of 317 amino acids. The transcript has 9 exons. Gene Ontology annotation, biological process: transmembrane transport. Lineage: Eukaryota; Metazoa; Chordata; Actinopteri; Cypriniformes; Danionidae. Gene Ontology annotation, cellular component: peroxisomal membrane.
UGUUGACAGGGAAAUCUCAUGGAGCUUCAAACCUGAACACAGAUAUCGUCUUAUUUGAUUUAUACCUAAAUAUAUUAAUCUCCCAGUGUCCAAGGAUGGGAUCUACAGACAUGAAACUCAUGGAUGUCUUUUCGUACGAGAGUCUCGUACACGCAGUCGCCGGUGCGAUGGGCAGUGUUACAGCAAUGACUGUUUUCUUCCCUCUUGAUACUGCUCGGCUCCGGCUGCAAGUUGAUGAGAAGCGGAAAGCCAAAUCUACCCCAGCUAUUCUUUCAGAGAUUAUCAAGGAGGAGGGUCUGUUAGCUCCAUAUAGAGGUUGGUUUCCAGUGAUCUGCAGCCUCUGUUGCUCAAACUUCGUUUACUUCUACUGUUUCCAUAGUCUGAAGGCCACUUGGCUACGAGGUCAAAGAUCAACGGCAGGGCGGGACCUUAUUAUUGGCAUUGCUGCAGGUGUGGUGAAUGUCCUUGUGACCACUCCACUCUGGGUUGUCAAUACCAGACUGAAACUACAGGGGGCGAAAUUUAGAAAUGAGGACAUACAGCCCACACACUACAACGGAAUCAGGGAUGCAUUUGUACAGAUCAUGCAUCAAGAAGGCGUAGGUGCAUUAUGGAAUGGGACGUUUCCCUCACUGCUGCUGGUGCUCAAUCCAGCCGUGCAGUUCAUGAUCUACGAGGGUCUGAAGAGGCAGAUCCUGAGGGGCGUCCACAGAGAGCUGUCCUCAGUGGAAGUGUUUCUUAUUGGAGCUGUUGCUAAGGCUGUUGCAACCACUAUAACCUACCCACUUCAGACAGUUCAGUCUGUUCUACGGUUUGGCCAGCACGGGCAGCCUGCAGAUCAGUCUAGACUCCUGAACAGCCUGAGAUCUGUUAUGUAUCUGCUCAUCAACAGAGUCAGGAAGUGGGGCAUUCUGGGAUUGUUUAAAGGCCUGGAGGCAAAGCUGCUUCAGACAGUCCUCACUGCUGCGCUGAUGUUCUUAUUGUAUGAGAAGAUUGCAAGCACCACCUUUAGGGUCAUGGGGGUCAAACGACCAAUGACCUCCCAUUGAUCUCCAACAGGGCGAUUAUUAGGUAACUGUGGUAUGAGUAGCAGUCAAAUCAUGUUUAGUUUUCAUAUAUGGAUGGACUAUUCAGUGCCAGUCGAAAUGUUUAUACUGUACACUACACACUGCCUAUAUAUGAAUUUUGGUUUGUUUUGUUAAAUUAUAUGGUUAAUUUGACUUGAUAGUGAAGGAAACAGCCAAAAAGUGCCAAGAAAGAUGAAAUUAUCAAAAGGAGCUGCUGUGCAAUGGAGGAACAUUUAUAAACUUGAAUAGUAUGAACUAAAUUUAAAACCAAUAACAAAUGUUACUAACUCAAGUACUGAAAUUAAUAACUACACUGUAAAACCCAAAAAGUUAAGGUAACUCAGACCAUUUUAAGGAAACCGAUUGCAACAAACCAUUGAAGUUCAAAAACAAAUCCUAAUGAGUACUGUGAACCUAAUCCAUUUGAGUAAAUGAUGCAAUUUGAGCACAGUAAAACUCAAUAAAUGAAGAGAAAACAAACCAACUGAGUACUGUAAAACUUAAUAAGUUAAGGUAACUCAAACCGUUUGAGGAAACCAAUUGCUAUAAACCAUUUGAGUUAAACUGAUCUAUAUGAGUACUGUGAACUUACUCCAUUUAAGUUGAAGUAAUAAGGUAUUUAAUUAACUCAUUACCUUCAACACUGAGUUCAAAACUCUUUUCAAAUGAGUAGAAUUAACUGUCAGUAAAUUUUGAGUUAACUACACUCAUUUCAUUUGAUAAAGUUGACUGUUGGGUUUUACAAUGUAAUAAUGAAUUAUAUGAAGCAAAUCAAUGUGCAGAUAUACAGUUGAGGGCAAAAUGAGGGCCCUCCUGUGAACAUUUUGAUUCUUUUGGAGAAAAUAUUAUUUCUUCUAGUUUGACUGCAGUUUUAAAAAAUGUUAAAACAAAUUUUACUGUCAAAAUUAUUAGCCCCCUUAAGAAAUUAUUAUUUUUGAUUACCUAGAGACUUGCCUAAUUAACCUAAUUAAUCUAUUUGAGCCUUUAAUUUGCACCUUAAGUUCAAUGCUAAUAGUUUGCUUAAUAACUAGUAAAAUACCAUGUGUUGUCAUCAUGGCACAGACUAUUUAAAUAAAUUAUUAGGAACUACUUAUUCAAAUUAUUGCUUAGAAAUUAGUUACUUUUUUGUUAAGCAGCAGUUGGGAGACAUUUUUUAAAUAAUUAAAAUUUAUUAGGAGGGCUAACAGUUUUUACUUCAAAUGUGUGCGCGUGCAUGUGUAUGGAUGUAUACAUUUAAUUCAAAUUAGAAUGAAAAUAAAAGCUCAUUCAGAAUAUGAAUAGAAAAUAGUAAUAAAAGAAUAUUCAUAAAAAUAAUACCAAAAUAUUUUAUUAAUUGCAAAUUGAUUCCUUUAAAGAUGAAAAAUAUAGAAUACUUUUGACAUUUGAAAAUGUUUUAGUUUUACAUAAUGCUGUUUUUCAUAGUUUUUUUUAUAUUUACAAUACUCCUGCUCACAAAUGAUCAUAAAAUAUACUUUUUUAUACUAGUCUAGGAAAUAAUGUUCAUUCAUUUUUUUAAAUAAUUCACAUAUGAGUAUAAAUAUUUAAUUUAAAAUAUUUGAAUUCUAUUUUUUGAAAUGUGCAAAAGGCAGCGAUUGAGUUCAAACAUUUGACUGAUGGUGUUUUAAUAUGAAUGAGUGAUUACAAAUAGGUUACUCAAACCAAAUCCACCCAAGUAAUUAGCACAGUUACAGUAGUUACAGGUCAAUAGCUUGAUCCCUAUAUAUUUUAGGGUUUUAAUAAACAUUUGAUUAAAAAAGUAUGCGCUAACAUGGUUUUAGCAGAACUAAGCUUGUUUACAAAGUGUCAAAAAGAAAAUCAAUCCUGUGAAGGAUCUGCUUUUGUGUUGACAACAAAAAAGAAACAUCUUCCAGACUGGUUUAUCUGGUCGUGUGUAAGUGAUACUUGAUUUUACUUGACAAACACAAAGCCGCUGAGUCUGUAGUGGACCUUUAACCUAAAAAGUUUACAGUCUGAACUUUAAAAUAGCUUCCUUUCCUCAGUGGUGAUUAGGACUUGUGGAAUAACCUGUUUUGUGAGCAGCUUUGGCCAGAAUUAACACUGUGAAUGUUACACAAGACACAGAGGCUUAUGGAUAUCAUUUAUAUACACAUUUCAGUGUCCGCACUGGACUAAUGUAAUGUAAGAAUCUUUUGCAUGGAAUUAGCUAUUUAUAAAUGUAAAAUGUUUUUUUUCCUUGAAUGUCAGAAUGAUUUUAUUAACAUCAAAAAUGCAAUUGUGAAUGAAGAUUCAAAAUAUAAGUCAUUCUUAUUGUAUUGAUCAAUGACUGUUUAUGUUUUAUAAUCUAUCUGAGAAAUUUCUAUGCAGUAAAAUAAUUGAUUGAGAAUAAUGUGAUA